AUGUCAACAGUACAUCCUAUCCUUUAUGAGCCAGUUGACGAUGUUGAGAGACUCGACGUUUACCGGCCUGGGGGAUACCACCCAAUCCAAGUAGGUGACCAUCUUCAUAACCGAUACGGCGUGGUGCACAAACUUGGCCAUGGUUCCUUCUCGACGAUUUGGCUUGCGAAGGAUGAGCAACUGUCAAAGUAUGUCGCUAUCAAAGUAGGCACGGCCUACUCGGACCAUAAGGAGGCCGAUAUUCUUGCUGAGCUCGCCAGUCCUGCGUGCCGAAAACAAGACCAACGAGGCAAUAAACUGAUCACUCCGGUAUUUGAUCGAUUUACCCUUGACGGGCCAAACGGGACCCAUCCUUGUCUCGUUACCUCUCCAGCAAGAUGCAGUCUUGCGGACGCGAAGGAGGCAUCAACCUUCCCUGACGGAAUGUUCCAGCUUGAUGUUGCCCGAUCUAUGGCUGCCCAAGUCGCUAUGGCGGUGGCAUUCAUUCACGACAAUGGCUAUGUGCAUGGUGACCUUCACCUAGGUAAUAUCCUUCUUCAAUUUCCAUGGAGACUCGACCUCCUCUCAACCUCGCAGCUGUAUGAGGAAUUUGGACACCCUGAUCCCCAACCCGUCGUCAGGGCCGACGGAGAGUCACUUUCGGCAGGUGUGCCCUCACACGUCUUUCCCCCAGUCUGGCUUGGGAAGAUAAGCGAGCAUAUCACACUGGCCCAAGCAAAGAUUCUUCUCACAGAUUUUGGGGUGGCCUUUCGCCCCGCGCAAGAAUCAAGAUUCAAAUCUUACUCCCCGCUCCCCAUCCGGCCACCAGAAGCCCGGUUUGACGUGACAACGCCUCUUUCCUUCUCAUCCGAUAUAUGGAGUCUGGCGUGUGCCAUCUGGGAAAUCCUCGGUCUAAGACCGCUAUUUGACGGCUGGCUCUGCACAGAGGAUGAUAUCACGAGCGAUCAAAUUGAGGCCCUUGGCCCAUUGCCACCGGAAUGGUGGAAGAAGUGGGACGCACGGUCCAAAUAUUAUACUGAAGAUGGGCAGCCUAAAGAGAGCUGUGAAGCGUGGUCGUGGAACCAGCGGCUUGAGAGGGAUAUCCAAGACCCCCGUCGUCGGAGUGGAUUGGAUAUUCUUGAAGAGGAGGAGCAGGAUGCUCUCUUCGAGAUGCUAUGGCGGAUGCUUGCGUUCCGGCCGGAGGACCGCCCCAGCGCCAACGAAGUUUUGCAGAUGGCAUGGAUGAGAAACUGGGCAAUCCCGGACAGCGAGAGGACAUGGAAUAAUGAGGGAGAUAUGAAACAACGGAUAGGACUACCCAAGAGCUCUAAUAGCCAGGCUCCUGGACAGGAUUUGAAUUGAUAUACACAGCCUGAAGAAUGGGGAGCAAAUAGGAUCCAAUCUCGGCAGCAGAAUUCAAAGAUCGGCGAAUAUAUGGUGUUAGGAACCCC
This is a messenger RNA of Canariomyces notabilis, 1430 nucleotides long. RefSeq names its product kinase-like protein. Gene Ontology annotation, biological process: protein phosphorylation. The coding region runs from base 1 to 1341 and encodes 446 amino acids. NCBI's taxonomy places the organism in Eukaryota, Fungi, Ascomycota, Sordariomycetes, Sordariales, Chaetomiaceae. The transcript is spliced from 2 exons. Gene Ontology annotation, molecular function: protein kinase activity; ATP binding. The record is from RefSeq and is a predicted model, not a curated record.